AUGGCUUAUUUGAAAAAUAAAUUACAAGGACCAAUAAUUAGUCAUAUGAAUAUCACUGAAAUUGUAUAUAACUCCUUAAUUUCUUUAAAUAAUACCAACGAUUUAUAUGAAGGAGAAAAUGAGGCGUUAAGCAUGAACUUUAAUAUUAAAUUUUCAACAUUUCAAGACUUUAUCUUGGAAAAAGAUGGGUCUGGAUUGUUAAAUAAAGAAAACUUUGACUUUAAAAUUGGUCAUUGCAUAAUUGCAUCUAUUUCAGAGAGUGAUGGAUACUCUUGGGUUUACCGUAAUAAAAAUAAAAAAAAAACUUCUUUGCUUCUUAUAUAUUAUUGUAAUUGUCGAAUAGAACUUGGAAAACGUCAAGCUAAGCAUCCAAUUCUAGACAAGCAAAGAGACACACCUGCCUUUUUAGAGCGAUACAAUUGUGAGGGACUAUAA
Racocetra persica is the source of this 435-nucleotide messenger RNA. NCBI's taxonomy places the organism in Eukaryota, Fungi, Glomeromycota, Glomeromycetes, Diversisporales, Gigasporaceae. The record is from the annotation of a GenBank genome assembly.